Messenger RNA from Pyricularia oryzae 70-15, 2225 nucleotides. RefSeq lists its product as uncharacterized. Gene Ontology annotation, biological process: regulation of DNA-templated transcription. Gene Ontology annotation, molecular function: zinc ion binding; DNA-binding transcription factor activity, RNA polymerase II-specific. The record is from RefSeq and is a predicted model, not a curated record. NCBI's taxonomy places the organism in Eukaryota, Fungi, Ascomycota, Sordariomycetes, Magnaporthales, Pyriculariaceae. The transcript is spliced from 2 exons. Bases 576 to 1664 code for a protein of 362 amino acids.
CAUCGAGAGGCGUUUUGUACCUUUGUACCUAGCAACAAUUGAUAAUUGGCGUAGCGAUAUUUUGGCGAGGUAUGUCUCCCGUGGUGGCCCAGCCGAGAAACACCUCUCCAAUUAACAAAGGUUGCUAUUACAAAGGACCACGGCCAGGGGACGGUAAGCUGACGGGCUGAAGUGGAGAUGCCCAGGUUACGAAGCAUGGAGACUAGCCUCCUUGAUGCCCCAUUACCGUUGUUUCCACACCGAAGCGGCCAGAUUUACCGCCGACUGGGCGGCGGGCUUGUACUCUUUUUCCCCCUUUUUAUUCUCGUCGAUUUCCCCUCCCUUCGUGUCUCAAUUCCACGAGGGAGCAAAAAGCCUCUUUUGGUCGUUUGGCGCUAUUCAUUAUUUACAAUCCGCGUCCUUACAACUACAACUAGACCUAGGCUGGGAUACAAAUUGCCUUGUUAGUACACGCACGAUUGAAGGUAGCAAUAUACCUAGGGAGGUACCUAUUAGGAGGUACUCCUACACACAAGCCUGGUUUAAGCUGAAUUAGACCAGGAAAAAAAAGUAUAGAAAAAAAGAAAGAAAAAAGAAUGGCUAGCCAGGUACCAACACCUGCAACAGCGGGGUCUGCUCCCGCAUCAGCCACCACGUCAAACCAGACUGAUGAGCCAAAAAGGCGGCGUCCAAGAGCGCAGGGCGCGUUAAAGUCUCGAUCAGGAUGCCGUACUUGCAAGAAAAGGCAUCGCAAAUGUGACGAGUCCCGGCCCGGAUGUCACCAAUGCUCCGUGGCUGGGUGGAAAUGCGACUACCUGGAUGAUGUUAGCGCCCCGGCACAGACUCCGAGCCAGUCAGCGAGUGACGGGCGUAUUGUCGCAGCGGCGGCCCAUUUUAAUCACCACUCUCCAACCGGCAAGCCGCCGCUCGGGCCUGGUUCCUUGAGCAGCCUUGUCCGGCCACCGCCCAGCUUCUUGUCCCAGCUCAGCAGCGCCGAGAGCUCGGGACUUGCGCACUUCAAGUUCAACAUGCAGAUGGUGCACCUGGCCAACAACGUGCCCACGUUCGAAAAGACGCUGAUCCGCAGCAUAUACACGGAGCCCGCCAUCCGACACGUCGGCAUCGCGUCCUCGGUGGCCUUUAAUCACGACCACUGGAGCGGAACGUCGCCCAUGACCCCCGAUGUUCUCAAGAAGAUCCUCCUGGGCUGCAACAUGGCGAUCCGGGAGCUGGGAAGACCCGGAGACGGCUCGCCGUCUGCGUCCUCGCGGCUCCCGGAGCUUUCGCUACUCGUCGGCACGGUCCUCGCCGCCUGUUCGUGGCACAUGGGCGACUGCGACCAGCUGACCGGCCACCUGCGCGGGAUGCUCCGGAUCUUGCUGGAGAAGCGCGGCGCGAUGCUGGUGGCGUCGGAGGACGUCGAGGUCGCCAAAGAAAUCCCCGCCUACGAGAUGAGCCGGCAGGCGACGCUGGGGGCGGCGUACAUCACGUGGGUCCGGGUGCUGGAUAAGUUUCUGGCGUGGAAGCCCGAGGGGCCGGCGGAUGAGUUGGACGAGGUUAUGAUCCAGCUGAAUUCGCUGCUCGACCGAUCCAGGGAGCUCGACAUGACCGAGGCUGGCUACAAGAUCGUCUCGACGCACACUCAUCGGUCUACUUAUACCUGGGACGUUGAUCGGCGCCGUUAAAGGCGAGGGAAUAGUAUUAUUGGAGUUGACUUACCUGUGAGCCAGCAGGAGUUUCUAAUUAGGACCUGCUUCUUUUUCCCGCCCUUUUUGCAGGCAGGUCGUUGUCGGCGCACCCUGCCGGCAUAUACUACAUCAGCACUGCCUCAGGAUAUCCCGGCAUUUAUAAAGAAAGCCUGUCGGACGACGAAAUGAGGACAAAGUUGGUAUUAUUCGCUGUGAAGACCCCGUAUAGUUGCGUCGAAGUGUAAACUUUGAGAGAUCAAGGUUUUAAUGUGCAAGGUCAAGCUAAAAAUCUCCGGGAUGCAUUUUGAGUUUCUACUGUAUUGCUCACUUACUACCCCCGGUAUACCAUACUGGUCUACGUAGUAAUCGUUAGUUAUAGUUUAUGCUGGACUGCUUUCUGCAUAACUAUAAUUACCUACCUUACCAGGUAGGUACCUAGGUCGGUACCCAAGUGGGUAGGGGUAUCUGACUAGAUACCCAGUAAGCUAGAUACGUAGGUAGUGAAGUAAAUAAUCAGGAAAGCAUCGUCUCUGACCCUGUCUGCGAUUUAUAAACAGG